GUGGGGGAAGGGAGGAGCAAAGAGAGAAAUUGAAGGAGGGAGGAUGGGACUGUUGUUUCAAGCUGAUCCCGGUGCUAUUGUAUUCCACACCCCAGCUCAGGACAUCAGGAUCAAACCAAUAACAAUGCAUGGCCUGUAAGCAGCCAGUCAUGGCUCAUAGGAAGAGGCCGGGGACCAGCGGAGGAAACAGUAUGGCUGCCCCAGGCCUCGCCUCCUGUCCCACCCCUCAUCCUACAGAGUCAUGUGAUCUGAAAGCCCUCCCGCCUCGGCAACGCCCAGUCCGCUACCCCAAAGAGUCACGUGAUCCCAAACCCCUCCCUCGUUCCUGUAAGGUACAAUACUCUUCUCCCAAGUCUCAAGACGUGGGUUGCAAGCAUCCAGAAGUGGAUGUAAAUGCAGAGGUGGAAGUGAAGCUGUACAGCAACCAAGCAGAUGCAGAACUGGAGAACCAGCGGCCUGCAACACCCUCCACGCCAGAACAUGAACAUGAACACAAAGAUCAUGUCCGGGCAGACUUCCACGGUGGUGCUGACAGCCUGGAUGAUGACUCCAGCUCUGACUACAUUAACAACACCUCAGAUGAAGAGGAAGACUAUGAUGAUGGGCUGGCAGAGGAGGAUGAAGGUGUGACUUACUACAUUCGCUACUGCCCAGAGGACGACAGUUACCUGGAAGGUGUGGAUAGCAGUGGCCAAAACCAAAACCAAAGCCAGGGAGACUGUGUCACCACUAUACAGCCAGGCGGAGUCCACACUGAUGAAUGUCAGGAGGCUGUGGAAGGGGAGGGGGAGGGGGAGGGGGAGGUGAGAGAGGAAGAAUGGGUGGAAGAUGAUGGGGGAGAGGGGGUAGUGAGGAAAGAGUGGAGAGAAGAGGAGGAAGAGGCACCGGUUGGAAGAGUGGGUUGA
Cottoperca gobio is the source of this 905-nucleotide messenger RNA. RefSeq lists its product as uncharacterized. The record is from RefSeq and is a predicted model, not a curated record. The coding region runs from base 129 to 905 and encodes 258 amino acids. NCBI's taxonomy places the organism in Eukaryota, Metazoa, Chordata, Actinopteri, Perciformes, Bovichtidae. The transcript is spliced from 4 exons.